Molecule: messenger RNA, 1067 nt
Organism: Scylla paramamosain (green mud crab)
Lineage: Eukaryota; Metazoa; Arthropoda; Malacostraca; Decapoda; Portunidae
Exons: 7
Coding region: 69-899 (276 amino acids)
Source: RefSeq, a predicted model, not a curated record
CUCUGCUCGUCACUCAGUCCCUCCCUCCCUCCCUCGCCUAAAGGAGUCACUCAACUAACGCUUACAGGAUGCUGCGCGGCGCUGUGCUAUUGUCCGUGUUGGUGGCCGCGACCGUGGCUCAAGAGGAGUUCUUUGAGAAAUACGCCAUUCAGAAGAUCAUGACCACCUGCUUCGGCGAGGAGCUUUACUACGGUCAGCUGGCCCUCCUGGAGAAUGCCAAGGAGGCGUGCAGGUACCGGCCCACCUUCAUCCCGGGGCUGCAGCACGCUACAAACACCUACAACAUUAUCUCCCCCGGUCUCGUGCAUACCCAGGUUGGCUACGGUUACCCCUCUCCCCCGGUGUUCCCCACCACCAACCUGCACCCCACCAUCGGCUACCAGCAGCCCGUGCUCGGGAAGUCCCGCAAGACGAGGCAGACGAGGCCCCACGAUAAGCCCGAGCUGUUCCUGGACCGUGACAGCAUGCUAGAGCUGAUUGAAGUGGUCCACGCCGCCCUCAGCAAUUAUACCUGCGUUCUGAGGACUGUUAACUUGAUCGACGACAACCUCAACCUCCGCCUGGACACCAUCCAGAGAGACUACUACAACUCCCCCAUCGACCCCGUGUUGCGUCAGGAUCUGCUGGAAGGCAUCGACAUCUGCUACCAGCUUUCCGGGUGCCUGCCCGUGGAGAAGACCAAGAACCCUCUGCCGCCUAAUCUGCAGCGCCUCUUGUUCUUCGAUAAGUGCGAGAAGAAGCAGCGCAUCUCUAAUUGCUUCAAGCACGACGUCAGGAGGAACCUCUUCCGCUUUGACCUCUCCGUUCUGCCCGCCGGCGGCCGCGUGGGAAAGCUGGAGAAGCUGGCGGCCAUUUUGAUCGGGGCUGGCUCCCUUGAUGAGCUCCAGGAGUUUUAUUAAACCACGCCACAUGAUGAAGGGCUACGUCUGCUGGCCAGACCCUACGUCUGGUCCUUGACUCUGUUCCUGAUAUCACACACACACACACACACACACACACACACACACACACAUACGCUCGCGCGAUGCAACACUUCUUUGGUUUCAUAGUAAUAAAGAGAACGUUUU